AUGGUGAAGGCUCCGAGUGCUCCUCCUCGUCCUCAACUUGACGCCCUUCUCGACGCUUUGUUCUACUGUCCUUCGUGCACAGCAUGGCGAACAACCAAACCUCUUCAAUCCAGCCUGCGAAGAGCUUUCCGCAGCGCUCGUCAAAGCGCCUCCACCCUUAGUUCUGGCACCGCGGUGAAUGCCACGAAAAAUAUCCCUACCCGAUAUAAAGCCCUCUACGAAGCUCUUGGAGAUGUACGGAAGAAGGCAUCUGCACAGGUCAACUUGAGCCGGUUACAGUUGGCCCUUCAAGGCCUAGAGUUUGAGAUUCCUACAACAAGAGUGGCGGUCCUGGGGCUCAACGUUCCAGAGACUGCACGGAGGAUUGUGCGGCUCCUCCUCGCGGACGCAUUGAAAGAUGAGAGUCAGUGGGAACGACAAUUGCUCAAGCAGGACUCAGAUUUCAGUCAGGGUCUUGUGAUCCGCUACGGACAACCGCCAAAUCCCAAUCUACCACAAGCGAGGAACCCAAUACCAGUUCUCUAUGUGCCCUCGGAAAUUCUCGAGAGGAAUAAUAUCGAAAUUCUGGUGUCUGCGGUCAGCGGUCCGAGGACAGGGGAGCUUCUACAAGCCGCCCAAGCGGUCACGUCGGAUGCGUUCCUGUCGCCCUCAAUCGGAACCCCUACAGCUGCGAAUGGAAGGCAGACAACCAUCAGUCAGCCAGUGCAUAGCAGUUUGCUGGUAACGAACGGCUUGGAUGAGCUUCUGAUUGCUGCUGAGUUGUUGGCGUCUACGAAUUUUGCGGCUGGAGAGGAUCGAAAGUCUGUCAGACUGGUAGCCAACCUGGAGGGUAUCGAGGGGGAAGCACCGGGACAGGUGCUGAUUGUGAAUGUGGCAAAGGCCGAAGAAGGUCUCGCCGCCAUUCGCAGGUCAGUUGGAGAGGCUACUAGUUACGAACACAAAUGGAUUGAUUCCGGAAUGCCGUUACUCUCGAGCUGGCUUACAUUGGCAUCUGCUUCGAGAUCUGAAGGACCGAUCCCAACGCCCGUGAGGAUGCUGAUUUCAUCGCUUCUCACAAAUGCGUCUAGAAAUCUCCAAGCUCAGGCAGCGUUGGAGGCUAGAUCUCAGGCCGAGAGGAGUCUAAGUCUCGCAACACGAGCGAAUCUGGAGGCGUCAAUUGAAGAAUUCUCGCGUAAAGCGCAUCUGGAACUACAAUCCGGCCUAGCCUCGGCUUGGAGCUCGCGCAACUGGCGAAAACUGGCAUGGUAUAAACUCUUCUGGCGCGUGGAUGAUGUGGGCUUGAUCAUCACCGAUCUGGUAACGAAUGCCUGGUUACCACAUACCGAACGAGCGGUCUAUGAACUAUCUGGCCGGUUAUCUCAAGCUGGCAUCCUCCCUAUGGAUCUCAUUUCUACUUACAGACAAUCAGAGGGCAUUGGGACGACACGAACGACGGUGGACAGAGUUGCGGAAGCUAUUCCUGUUGUGCAGGCUCAGGCCGAGAUGGCGACAGAUCCUCCCAUGCAGCCGGUUGUGACUAACGCUGCUGGCACUGUAGAGGCCACAAUGGCAGCGGUCGGCCGAUCGAUCCCCCUUUCGACUUCUAUAUCCAUGACUCGCUCGCGACAAAUCGACCGCGCAAUCAUGAACCUUACCAGUACAGCCCAGCAAAUCGUACUCAAGACCCUUUCUCUCACAGGUCUCUCUGCCGGUCUUUCUGCUCUGACCUACGUGUCUAUCACCCCAGGCAGUCUGUACGAAGCCGGGACAAUAGUGGCCGUGGGCACAGCAUAUGCAUUAUGGCGCAUGCAGGGUGACUGGCUCAAAGCCACCAAAGCGCUGGAAGAUGGGCUCUACGAGGAGGGCAGAACCGUGAUUCAGAAGAUUGUGGGCAGGAUGACUGAGCUGAUCGAAAAAGGUAGCCGAGUGAUAGAGGAUGAAGUCGAGGUGCGGAGUCGACAAGAGGCCGAGAAUGCCGUGAUGAAGGCCAGGGAGGAAUUGGACAGACUGGAAAAGUGA
Molecule: messenger RNA, 1998 nt
Organism: Rhinocladiella mackenziei CBS 650.93
Lineage: Eukaryota; Fungi; Ascomycota; Eurotiomycetes; Chaetothyriales; Herpotrichiellaceae
Exons: 1
Coding region: 1-1998 (665 amino acids)
Source: RefSeq, a predicted model, not a curated record